AAUCGCACUACGCGUGCGCGUUCAAUCCACUUUGCUGUAGAGGGAGACAUGGCGACGUCCCUGAUUUGCGGCCGUUUGACGGCUAGCCUGAGAACUUCAGGGGCUAGAAACACUAUUAGCUCCGCUUGUAAGGUUCUUGGUGGUUCUUCAGGUCUGUUUGGCGGCCAUGUGUCCCAGCCCCAGCCCCCUCACCUGCAGCAGCAGCAGAGGAACCUCUCGCUACAUGAGUACAUGAGCAUCGGCCUGCUGAAAGAGGCCGGCAUCUCUGUGCCGGCCGGCAUGGUGGCUAACUCCUCAGAGGAGGCGUACGCUGUGGCCAAGCAGAUUGGUUCAAAGGACCUUGUGGUGAAAGCUCAGGUUCUGGCUGGCGGCAGAGGAAAAGGGACGUUUGAAGGUGGACUAAAGGGAGGAGUGAGGAUCGUCUACUCGCCAGAGGAAGCCCGAGACAUUUCAUCUCAGAUGAUUGGUCGAAAGCUGUACACCAAGCAGACCGGGGAGGCGGGUCGUAUCUGCAACCAGGUGUUCAUCUGCGAGCGCAGGUACCCACGCAGAGAAUACUACUUUGCCAUCACCAUGGAGAGGUCCUUUCAGGGCCCUGUGCUGAUUGGCAGCUCACAGGGUGGCGUGAACAUCGAAGAUGUUGCAGCGGAAAAUCCAGAUGCCAUUGUGAAGGAACCCAUCGACAUUGUGGAGGGUAUUAAGAUGGAGCAGGCUGUCAAGGUUGCUCAGAAGAUGGGCUUCCCUCCAGCGCUGGUGAAUGAGGCAGCUGAGACCAUGGUCAAACUGUACAAUCUGUUCAUUAAGUAUGACGCGUCAAUGGUCGAGAUCAAUCCCAUGGUGGAAGACUCCUCUGGCAUUGUGAUGUGCAUGGAUGCCAAGAUCAACUUUGACUCCAAUGCAGCGUACCGCCAGCAGAAAGUGUUUGAACUGCGGGACUGGACUCAAGAGGACCCGCGGGACCGGCAGGCCGCCACGGCUGACCUCAACUAUAUCGGUCUUGAUGGAACCAUCGGCUGUCUGGUAAAUGGAGCAGGUCUGGCCAUGGCUACCAUGGACAUCAUCAAGCUCCAUGGCGGCACACCAGCCAACUUCCUGGAUGUAGGAGGAGGAGCCACAGCUCAUCAGGUGACGGAGGCCUUCAAACUCAUCACCUCUGACAGGAGGGUUCAGGCUAUCCUGGUCAAUAUCUUCGGAGGAAUUAUGAGGUGUGACGUCAUCGCCCAGGGUAUCAUCAUGGCUGUAAGAGACUUGGACCUCAAGAUACCCAUCGUUGUCCGGUUACAAGGAACAAGAGUGGACGACGCCAAAGCUCUGAUUGCUGCCAGUCCACUGAAAAUCCUGGCCUGCGACGACCUGGACGAAGCUGCAAAAAUGGUUGUAAAGCUUUCUGAAAUCGUCUCCCUUGCAAAGGAAGCUCAAGUGGACAUCACUUUCCAGCUGCCCAUCUAAGAAACCCAACCUUUCAGAUCUCUUCCUCCAAGCACUUCCUCUCUCACACCGCUGGGUCAGCCUAUCAACAACACGCCACUCCACUACCCAAUCAAACAGCAACAUGAGCUAGAGAGAAGACACAUUAGGUUAGCCCUUUGUUGAACCUCUUUCUGGCUCUGUGGCACAAUGACACGACUCUGAACAGCCCCCCCCCCCUUUACUCAAAGUCUCAAACCCAGAAAAUACCCUUAAGUUGCACUUGAGUCGAUACGCACAAACCUCCUCCUUCUCCUCCUCGUUCUUUUUCGCUCUCUUCCACCCUGAGAGGGACACUCGCGGUGAGCCUUUCUGUCUUCUUUGGUACUUGUUGCGAACACUUCCUUUGACCUACUUUGAAACAAUAAUAGAAUAAAAACAGUAGCUUUGUCUUGUUACUCGGUGUUCAGGUUGGGGCUCUUUUGAGUCUGAUCAUUUCCUGUUUUCAGCUGAAUGCUUGUGAGCUGGGACCCACUAGUGCUGUCCAUUACACGGUUUAGCACGAGUGCCUUUCAAUCUCUAAAUAGGAAUGUAUCCCUCCAUUCAUGAUUUUCUUUGUGUGUGAGUGAAGAGCUACAAACACACAAACAACAUGCUGGCAAGCUUGACACUGGCAUGAGGAAACAACCUCAGUUUUCUCCUUAAUGGAGAAUCAGCAGCAUUGAUUUAAUAUUGGUGGGGUUUAUUUUCCAUGCAGGCCUCAGUGUUAUUUCUGUACCUCCUGUAGGCAUGAGUUCCUCAGCCUCCUUCAUUACUCCUGACACAGCAGAUGUUUCCUCCUUUCAAAACUGCACACUCGGCACGGACGGUCUUCGGGUUCAUCUCUGACUUUACCUGAAGGUUUGAACGGCUCAAUCCGGUUUAACCCGGGUUUGAACGAGUCGCAUUUGUUUGCCUGAAUUAUUAGACACCAGACCUGCGGGCGUAUCGAUCGACGUCAGGAUCUGAGCGAGUAUUGAUGAGCGGGCCUGGCGUUUGGACUGUGCCCCAGCUGUGGUGGAGCUCGUGUGUGGGUAUGUUGAACACAGGUGAUACAUCACAGCUAACUUUCUUUUUUAAAAUAAAUGAAUUAUUCAGUGUUUGUGUUGGGCACCUCAAGUUUUGCCAGGAAGGAACAUGGAGAUCAAAAGUUGAAUGAUCUCAAAGUAAAUCAAGAGAGCUUGGUGUACGUUCCUGUUCCCAUGGAAACUGCUCCUGCUUACCUGCCAGGUUUCAACCAGAUGGAGUUCACAUCUUGUGACCAUCUGACAAUCAAAAAGGCCGUUGUUUUGAUGUCUUUCAUGACAAUACUUUUAAGAUCUCUUUGUUUUGAGCUGCUAAUUAAUCCAAAUAAGGAAUUUGAAGUAUUCCCGGGCAGUGUGAAAAUAAUUAAACAGAAAAUGCAAAAAGUUCUCAGUUGCAGUCUUCGUGUUUUAAUAUUGAGAUUAUUUUCCAAAUUGAAACUGCACAAAACAGGAGGACGCAAGCACUUCCACUGUCAUCCAAACAGUACUUGCUUAUACUGUCUAAAGGGGGCAGCCAGGAAGUCUGAAGGUUGACGUUCACAAGUCACAAGUUUUUCCGGUUGAGCUCAAACUGAAGAGGACAGAAAAGUCACUGGUUCCGAUUGCAGGUUUAUCACCGUGUUCAAAGUGGUCAUUGUAGGCAACUUUCUUGUUAAAUGAACUACUGCCAUAAUUCCCCCCAAAGAGAGCAUGAAAGUCACCAGAAAUGGACUGAUGACUGCUGAAGACACUGGAAUUUUGUGUCGUUCUUUAUUUAUCUGCUUUGUUCUCUCUAUGGAAUAAUUCACUGGUUUAGACCUCUGCAGUUGCUGCUCCCGUGUGUUCAGUCGUGCCAUCGCGCCACAGUCUAUUAGCUCCUUUUUUUGUUUCUGUUUGUGAAGUCAGAGUCGAGGUUGGGGUACUCCAAGUCAAACUGUAAAACGGCUGUAGGUUUUUUUUCCUCCUUCCCUUUACUCCUCCUCCUCCAGCUCUCCAAACACAAGCCGACAUUGUGAGUUGUACGUCAUUUAUUUUAUCUUGUAAAUAACCAGACUGAUGUUCUCGCUCUGUAAAAUAUUUAUGCUCCUCACAAAGAGCACAGCAAAGGAAGAAAAAGAAAAGAAUAAAUACAGAGAACACCAA
This is a messenger RNA of Haplochromis burtoni (Burton's mouthbrooder), 3593 nucleotides long. It is a transcript of the gene sucla2, whose product is annotated as succinate-CoA ligase ADP-forming subunit beta. Bases 49 to 1449 code for a protein of 466 amino acids. Gene Ontology annotation, biological process: tricarboxylic acid cycle; succinyl-CoA metabolic process. Gene Ontology annotation, cellular component: mitochondrion; succinate-CoA ligase complex. The transcript has 11 exons. Gene Ontology annotation, molecular function: succinate-CoA ligase (ADP-forming) activity; ATP binding. Lineage: Eukaryota; Metazoa; Chordata; Actinopteri; Cichliformes; Cichlidae. The record is from RefSeq and is a predicted model, not a curated record.